Molecule: messenger RNA, 3402 nt
Organism: Macrobrachium nipponense
Lineage: Eukaryota; Metazoa; Arthropoda; Malacostraca; Decapoda; Palaemonidae
Gene: Hmt4-20
Cellular component (GO): nucleus
Molecular function (GO): protein binding; histone H4K20 methyltransferase activity
Source: RefSeq, a predicted model, not a curated record
AAAAAAAAAACACUGAUGGAAUCACUAUGUGACAGUGUGAUCAAAAUGGUGGUGGCUCAAGGGGGUCGGUUAAUGCGUGGUGGGGGCACUGCAACCACAGGCUGCGGCAUGACCCCCAAAGAGCUCUCUGACAUUGAUGAUUUAGCCACAGCCCUAGUACUGGAUCAGUACUUAGGAUUUGCAACCCACAAGAUGAACGUAAGGUAUAGACCACUUCGAGGUAGUAAAGAUGAACUCCGAACAAUUAUUGAAGACUUCAUUGUACACCAAGAUUACGAGAAGGCUUUCAAGCAGCUUGUAUCAGGAGACUGGAUGCCUUGGACGUUUUUCAUAACAAAAAACAAGGCUGUGCAAGCAGCAUUCAAGGAACAUGUGCUUCGCUAUUUACGUGUAUUCGAUAAAGAAAGUGGGUUUGUGGUCAAGGCAUGUUACCGGUAUUCCAUGGAAGGCUGCGUUGGAGGAAAGAUAUGUGCAACUAAGAAGUGGUAUAAGAAUGAGCAAAUUGGAUUUCUGGUUGGGUGUAUUGCCGAGCUAAGUGAAGAGGAAGAGACGCAACUGCUUCAUCCUGGCAAGAACGACUUUUCUGUUAUGUAUUCAUGUAGGAAAAACUGUGCUCAGCUGUGGCUAGGUCCCGCCGCAUUUAUUAAUCAUGAUUGUCGGGCUAAUUGUAAAUUUACGGCUACUGGACGUGGAACAGCAUGCGUUAAAGUCUUGAGGGAUAUUGAGGAGGGAGAGGAAAUCACUUGUUUUUAUGGUGAAGACUUCUUUGGCGAUAAUAACUCAUAUUGUGAAUGCCUGACAUGCGAAAGGAGAGGAACAGGGGCUUUUGCUAGCAAGAAAAAUGAAACUGGUGCUGAGAAAGGAUACAGACUCCGGGAAACUGACCUGAGGCUGAGGAUUAGUCGACAAAGAUUACGCAAUCAAGAAAAUAAUGGGGAAGAAUUGUCAAACAAGCCCAAAAGUGAAAGAGCUGUUAGUCUUAAAGAACGUGGUGAUAAUAAACUUAAAGUUAAUCUCUCAGCCAAGGUUAAUGGUGAAAAUGUGCGGCGUGAGCUUAGGACUAGGGUUGGGUCGAAAGAUUCUGAUAAGUCGGAUGGUAGUACUGAAAGUUCUGACCAAAUAACUGGGAAGCGUACCAGUUCACAAGCACGUUUACAUCUUAAUGGACUCUAUCCUAAAGCGAAAAAUAGGAGAACAAGUUCAGAUAGUGCACAAGAAAACAUUGAGUUUACUAGUGAAAACAAUGAGGACUCAUCUAAAACAGAUUGCACAGCAAAAUGUAUGAAAAAUGUAAAUAAAGAGAGGCCACACACAAGAAGCCGUGUAGGAUCGACUGAUGAACCUCUUAAGAGUGGUACUGUCCUCAGUGAUAUUAAUAUAGAAGAUUGUUCCAAACAGGAAGGGCUACACAAAGUCAAAGGUAUUAAACUCCGCAGUCGACGUCAGCUAAAUACUGCCAUGACGGAAGUUGUGAACGCCCAGACUCAAAGAGAUCAUAUUAGUCAUCCUAGUAAUGAGGAGGUCAAAGAUCCAACCGAGUUGCACACAGUAGAAGGAGAAUUGACUGAGCCUGAUUCUUCGGCGUCAGAUGAUAGAUUAGUACCACCAAAGGAGGAAUCUAGGGUGUUGGUGAGCGACGUACCAGUGCAAACAGCUUUACCGCAAGACAGUGUAGAAGAAUUGGCUCAGAGAGAAGGAAGUAAAGAGACAGCACCCAGCUCAAACUGUUUUGUAGAUCUCAGUAGAGUAAAACUUACAGAUGGUCUCCAGGUGGCAACGGGAGAGACACUACAGCAGGGCAGAAAGGUCGCUCAUGUUGCUGCCUCCCAGUGUACAAGUGUUAGCGGGAGACCACCUCUUCGUAGACUUCGUAGACCUCCUGGUGAAAAAUGUGAUAAUUCUAGUUUAAGUUAUAUUAGUGUAAGUGAUAAGUGUUCUAGUAAUAUUCUUAACAAUAACAUUGACAAACCAUCAGAACAAUCACUGCCAAUUUCUCAUUUACCUCAGCAAUCUAGUAAUGUUCAAGACCCGGUCGUUGUUCCCUUGGAACCCCUUAGUAAAAAGGCCAGACAUUCAAAGUGCAAAGAGACAGCUUUAAAAGACGUGGACAGUGCAAUAGUCUGUCAGUCUGUUUCGAGUGAGGAAAGGGAUAUGAGUAAACAUUCACCAGCAAAAGAUGUUUAUGAAUUUGAAGAGGAGGAUGACUCGACUACCCCUGGAUCUCUCAGAGUUGGCAAAGUAGGUAUUGGGUGUGGUAGGUGGGGAAGAAAUGUAACUAGUGAGUGCAGAUCAUCUCCACAGUGUGAAUCUCCACCACACCCAUUAUUAGGUUACACUCCAUCAUCCCCACCAGCUACUUUUGUCACUCCAGAAAAGAGCACACGUUGUGGGGUCAAGUUAAAGUUACGCAUGAAGAGGUCUCCUGUUCUAGAUGAGGUAAUAGAAGUUGGUUCUCAUCUUUCGGAUUCUGGCGUACCGUAUGAACCAGAGUACGAAGUUUUGACAGUUGAAGGUAUUACAAAUCAGGAUUAUCAAACUGAUAACCACCAUCACCACCAUCAUCAUCACAGACGUCAUAGGAAAAAGCACCACCGAGAACACCGUCGCCGAUCUGACAUUUCUGAGGGAGAGAGCACUGAUGGAGAUAGCACAGCAUCACCCAGACCCACCAUGAAACGGCUGCGAUUGAUCUUGGGCAAUGAAACUCACACAAUCACAAUCCCUGACACCCACUUGGACCACAAAUAGCUUGUAAAACACCCGCGAUCCAGUCUCAGUGAUUCGCCAAGAACUCGACUCUCACAAAUUCCAAUUCGUCGUGGGCGUAGCAUUGGGGAAGUGAUUCUGCAUUCGUUUCAUUCAUGUACUGUACUAUAGGAGGUUUCAGAACCAGUUGGUUUUUCACACCACAACACAUUUCAGCCAUACCUUUCCAAAGACUGAGUACUGUAGUCCUGAGAUGAACUUCUGAUUAGGGGAAGAAUAUCGGUUUCUGGUUUUUCAAGGUGUACUGUUUUGAGGAACUAAUGCAGAAGUUUACGUUCAUUAUUUAUUAUGAUGCCAUUCUUAUUCCUAACAUUGUAAGACAAUGAUCGCGGGUGUGUGUGUGUAUGGAAAAAGGCACUUGCAAUGAUUGUGGCUAGUUUGUUGACCUACCUGUUAUUAUGUGCUUUUUGUCACUGUAUUUGGUGGGGUUGGAUAAAUGUUUUAGACUGGUGCAUAUAGUUCAUUAAUUAGCUCUUUGUUUCCCUGUUCUGAUUAUAGUUUGAUUCCUGUGGGGUAAAAGCCUGUAUGCUUCAGUUCAACACUGCCAGGGUAUUUAUUCUUCUCCUCGGGAAAAUAUGAGUCUUGUUUUUGCUCCUCAAAUGUUAUAUUUUUAUAAUAUAUUUAAAGUGAGUGUUU